AGUUCUGUCGCGGGUGGAGUCCACCAGGCCCCGCCCAUGGGGCCGCGCGGGCGCAUUGGCUGCACCAGGCGCGGGCGCUCGGUGGCACUUUGAACCGGGUGUCAGGAGGCUGGAACCGGAGUUGUGGUGCUGACCCAGGUCGGGCCAGGUCGCUGCUGCUCUGGCCAUGGCCGAAGCACGGGCAUCUCGCUGGUACUUUGGGGGACUGGCCUCCUGCGGGGCCGCCUGCUGCACGCACCCGCUGGACCUCCUCAAGGUGCACCUACAGACGCAGCAGGAGGUGAAGCUACGCAUGACGGGAAUGGCGCUGCAGGUGAUCCGAACCGACGGCAUCCUGGCGCUCUACAACGGCCUGAGCGCCUCACUGUGUAGGCAGAUGACCUACUCCCUGACUCGGUUCGCCAUCUACGAGACCAUGCGGGACUACAUGACCAAGGACAGCCAGGGGCCUCUCCCCUUCUACAGCAAGGUGUUGCUGGGCGGCAUCAGUGGUUUAACCGGAGGCUUCGUGGGGACCCCAGCAGAUUUGGUCAACGUCAGGAUGCAGAAUGACAUGAAGCUGCCCCUGAACCAGCGGCGCAACUACUCUCAUGCCCUGGAUGGUCUGUACCGUGUGGCCCGUGAAGAAGGCCUGAAGAAGCUCUUCUCCGGAGCAACCAUGGCAUCCAGCCGUGGGGCCCUCGUCACUGUGGGCCAGCUGUCCUGCUAUGACCAGGCCAAGCAGCUGGUCCUCAGCACUGGGUACCUGUCUGACAACAUUUUCACCCACUUCGUCUCCAGCUUCAUUGCGGGCGGGUGUGCCACAUUUCUGUGCCAGCCCCUGGAUGUGCUAAAGACACGCUUGAUGAACUCUAAGGGCGAAUACCAGGGUGUCUUCCACUGUGCCAUGGAGACAGCAAAGCUCGGACCGCAGGCCUUUUUCAAGGGCCUCUUUCCUGCGGGCAUCCGCCUCGUCCCUCACACUGUGCUCACCUUCCUGUUCCUGGAGCAGCUCCGGAAGCACUUUGGCAUCAGGGUGCCAACCUGACAUCACCAGAGAUACCUGGGCCGCGCUCAGUCACUGUGCUGAGCUCCUUGGAAGAGUGGGAGGGGAGGGGACUCCUCUUCCUGGCCUGGGCCCGUGCUGUAUCCCCAGCAGGCUUCUGUUCUCCCACCCUUGGGCUGGCUAGGCCUCCGACCCUGCCUAAACCAGGGUUUAAUUCAGUGGCCUUUGUCCCUUCCUUAGGCCCACUGGGGUGGAACCUCUGCCCUCCUUGCUCGCAGACUCUUCCCCGUACAGGGCUUUUGCCCUGUAUCCACCCCAUGAUUCGUUCAGGAGAAGAAGUCUGGCUCAGGCUGGCAUUGCUGUCCCCGCCUCCCUGGCCGCUCUGCUGCCCUGCCCUGCCUGGCAAGCAGGAGGAAGCUGACCGCUUCCCACUCCCAGCUGGCCCUCUGUACACUGAGCAGAACCUAGUCAGUGUGGCAGGGUACAGACCAUGGCAGUUUAGCACGCAGACACUUUUGUCUUGAGAGGGACCGUCGUGUAGUGUUCUUGAAGGCAGUACCUUCAGGAAAGGGAGCAGCAGUGAGAAUCACCACAGUUGCCAUGACAGUGGAGUCCAGAGAAGGUGCCUGGGGUUCCCUUGGGCACCUGUUACCUGCAGCCUUGGCUGCUUUGAUGGUCAGUUUUGUCGAACCCUCCCACUCAGCAGCUACUACCCUCGUCAGGAACUGGCUGUGUCCCUCGCUGUGCCCUCCCGUGCCUGGGGACUGGGGGGGGGGGUGCUGGCAGAGCUGGAGCCAUGACGGCUUGUAUGUGCCCUCCAGGGAUUUGUCUUCCUAUUAAAUAGCAGUGGUCACCCUCACCAUCCCCAGGCUUCAGCCUGUCUUCCCCCAGAUGGGGUUGGGUGCUCUUUGCCCAUUUCCCCCUCUCAGUCCCUUGGGCAUUGGGUCCUCACCCAGGAGGUGGCAGUGGGCCCAGGGACACCCUUCUUCAGGAUCUAAUAAACCAAGUGGCCUGGGAGACCUUCGUGUCUUCCCUACACGCUCCUCACCUA
Molecule: messenger RNA, 2036 nt
Organism: Myodes glareolus (Bank vole)
Lineage: Eukaryota; Metazoa; Chordata; Mammalia; Rodentia; Cricetidae
Gene: Slc25a10
Product: solute carrier family 25 member 10
Biological process (GO): transmembrane transport
Source: RefSeq, a predicted model, not a curated record